Molecule: messenger RNA, 4644 nt
Organism: Cadophora gregata
Lineage: Eukaryota; Fungi; Ascomycota; Leotiomycetes; Helotiales; Ploettnerulaceae
Exons: 4
Coding region: 2626-4572 (648 amino acids)
Biological process (GO): transmembrane transport
Molecular function (GO): transmembrane transporter activity
Source: RefSeq, a predicted model, not a curated record
UGUCUUUUAUGAUGUCAGACUGUAAGGAUCGAAUGAGGUGACGAAGUGGCAUGCUUUAAAACUUUCACAGAGAUGAGAUAGUUCGCCCUUGGUUUCUGGUGAGUCAACUGCUCCGAAGAAGCCGAAUUCAGAUUUGCAUGUAAGACUCGAUAUCCAUUCUGAGGAAUGAUGUGCAAGCUUUCCCACCGCUUCAGCUUCUGGCGUUACGAUAUACUGCUCGUGUUGUACCCAGGGAUGAUCGUAUGAGCUCGUAUCCCACGCUUCCCGCAAGAUGACGUCUUGCAGAGCAUUUUCAGUAAUAAGAAAGGCACAUGAUCAGAUUUGACUUCAGUAACUUAUCAGAACAUAGGAGAAACAUGACUUGAAGCAAAGAAAACGGAAGCCGUAGUCCAUACGAUUUAUUACACUCAGAAUCUUCUCUCAUUGAUCUUCCAACAACAAGACCUUGUGGGCCACUGCUCUCGGCUUCGUGACCCCGGCAACUCACGGGCAGGGCUAGUCAUUAGUCAUGCAGCGGGGUAAAAACGUCGCACCUCAGACCCUUCUUAGUGGUAGGUAGUUGAAUAAGGGCUUUUUCGAUAUCACACGUCAAAAACACAAGUCUUCGUGGCUCAGUUGGUUAGAGCGUUGGUCUCAUAUGCUAAAUAUGAUCUGAUUGUUUACAGUCAGGGCCAUCCAAAGGUCGAGAGUUCGAGUCUCUCCGAGGACAAAAUCUUCUUUUGGAUUUUUUUUUUUGGAUUUGUGUUCUUCGUAGAGGACUGGCCAAGAAUAAUCUCAAGGCUAUUCUUUUGGCCAACAUUUAAUAAAUAAGAGUACGAAGUUUCAUCUGAUACAUAUGCGCUCAAGCCUAUCUGAUCCUAUCAUAUGUUCGUGGCUCCGGGCCAAGUAACUCUGCUUGUUUACAACAUGGGACUUCAGCUCGCUUACUACACUUCCACGAAGGUAGCCUGAGAUUGCAGUGCGAUGUUGUUCGUGAAGAACCUGCCCAAGUCAAGGCAUUCAGUUAACAGUGGCAGCUACAUGUGUCAUAUUCUCCCUGAAUGAUAAGGUGCAUUGAGGACCAAAUCUCGUCAUGUGUACCUCAUGUGACCUCAUCCCCGGUUCUACAACGUGAACUUCCUCCACAUUUCAGCUUCAUCGACGUCACCACGCAACGAAACCAACACCCCAGCACCCCGCACUUCUGCAACCACUUCAUCCAUCUCACAUCAUCACAUCGCAUUCGUUCAUAACAUUUCAGAUGUCAAAACGCGGGGGGCCGAAGGCUGCCGCUUUUGAGAGUGCUGGAGUGCAAUAGCCCAUGCAUCACCCUCAGGACACAUCGAUUCGUAUUAUGAUUAGAAAAUCGGUGGUCUGCGGCCCACCAGCCCAUGAGUAUCAGCUAUAGAGUGUCACUAUGACCGUGAAGAUGAGUGUUAACUUGAUCUCGUGUGUCAAGUAACUCGAUUGAUGGGGCGACUGAGAGGGACCUUAUCCAGGUCCUCAGAUAUCGAAAAGGGAAGCAUCACGAGCUGCGCGCCUUUCUUGGUCCCUGCCAACUCUUUCACGACGCAUUCCGGAAAAAGCACAUCUAUGAUUGGCUACUUAAUUUACAAGCAUCGCAGAUCUGAGGCUCAAAGCAGCCCAGCCGGACUAUUCGUUACGAGGUGCAAGGUCAACAUCAAAUCACUCACAAAGGCAGCACCCACCCACAGAAAAUACCGCCGAGGCUACCUCAUCAUACAUAUAUGUCGCCUCCAGGAGCGUACUCCGCAUCCACAUCUCACCUGCAUGCGAAUGUUUGGUGUGGGAUUGGAAUGGGCAUUUAUGGAGUUGCUGAGACAUACGUCAUAACAUUUUCCCAUCGCCCCGCCGAUUUUUGACGUACCCGGAGCAAAAAGCUAUCUACUGCACGAAAUCUGCGAGUACAUGACAUUCAAAUCAAAGCUAAGUAGGCUGCAGAUUUACUUUGCAGAUCUCUCACGUCAAAUCAAGUAGAUUGGGGUUGUUGGACUUCAAUCUUCGGAUUAUGCGGAUCUCGCCCCACCGAUCAUGAUACCAUCAAUUUUAGUAUCUAACUGGUACUUUUCACUGGCAAUGAAGCUCAAAUCCAUUCAAUAAUGACAGAGCAGAAGAUUCGAUCAUUUCGAUCUUUCUAGAUGUCAUAAUAUAAAUCUUCAAACCGCUCAAGUCAGUCCAUCAAAUGGCACGCGACCGGCUUCAGGCGGCGUUGCUGUGCCGUUGAACCCGUCACUUCGAAGACGAACUAAGCUUCUAGCAAGGCUACUAAGCAUUUCCGGCCGGCCUUGACCAAAGCUUCCUCGAUCUCCAAGGGAGGCCUACACCCUCUCGUUCGUUAUAUGACGUAUUCCGAGGUGUUGGUACCACAGUUGUGGACUCCUCGGUUGCUGUGGGCUCAAAUGUCAUGAGCGAGCUUCCCACCAACAGCCUUAUCUUUAAAGAAUCCCAUUUCCUUUUACCAUCUACCCUAUUUACUCUCCACAUAGUCUUUUUUGAGUACCAGCCGGCGUGGUGUUAGUCGAAAAUUGAAAGAUUUUUUUGUGGUGGAUCCCACAUGUAUUUCGAUUUAUUCUGAAAGUUUGCUAACAGAGAUAAUCUUGUCUCGAGAUCUUCAGUUCACACACCAUGGAGAAUCCUGGAGAGAAGAGCGCUCAAGCAGCACCAAUUCACGACCCACACGGCGAAACGAUGAACGAAAAGAGAAUUAACGAAUCGGAAACUUCAUCCACAACCAGAGCGGAGCAAGACACACCACCUACAGAGAAAGCCGAAGAUGUUGCACCCCGUGAAUCUCAUCACCCUCGAUUUGGAGAGAAUCAAGUGUUCAUGCCACCAACAAACGGUUCCGGUGGUGCAGACGACCUUCCAAAUGCCAAAAAGGUUGGCACAUACGACAAGAUAGAGCUUACGGAGGACAUGUGCUAUGAUGAGCUCGGAUACUCAUUCACGGAGAGAAAGAAAUGGACUAUCCUUACCAUCAUCUUCCUCGUCCAAGUAUCCAUGAACUUCAAUACCAGUCUCUACUCCAAUGCCAUCCCAGGAAUAACGGAGAAGUUUAAUGUUAGCUCUCAAGCAGCAAGAUGUGGUGCUAUGAUCUUCUUGGUCCUUUAUGCCUUUGGAUGCGAGCUUUGGGCUCCCUGGAGUGAGGAACUCGGACGAUGGCCUAUCCUCCAGCUCAGUUUGCUGCUCGUUAAUAUCUGGCAGCUUCCUGUGGCUCUGGCACCAAAUUUCGGUACCAUCUUGGUUGGCAGAGCUCUUGGUGGUAUUUCCUCUGCUGGUGGAUCAGUCACACUUGGAAUGAUUGCAGACAUGUGGGAAGCCGACAACCAACAAUACGCAGUCGCAUUCGUUGUAUUCUCCUCCGUCGGUGGUUCCAUUUUAGGUCCCAUCGUUGGUGGAUUCAGUGAAGAGUAUCUUGGCUGGCGAUGGUCCAUCUGGAUCCAACUUAUUUUCGGAGGAUUCGUUCAAGCACUUCACUUCUUCUUCGUCCCCGAAACCAGAUCAACUAUAAUGAUGGACAGAAUUGCCAAGAAGAGACGCAAGAAUGGCGUCGAGACGAAUAUCUAUGGACCCAACGAGCUCGUACCAUUCAAAGAUCGAUUCUCCGCCAAGGAAAUCCUGGUCACAUGGAUCCGACCAUUCAAGAUGUUCUUGACUGAGCCUAUUGUCCUCACACUGUCGCUUCUCAGUGGUUUCAGUGACGCUCUGAUCUUCAUGUUCAUCCAAUCUUUCUCCUUGGUGUACGACCAAUGGCAUUUCAGCACUGUUGCCCUUGGUUUGGCUUUCAUUCCUAUCGGAAUUGGAUAUGUCCUUGCAUGGCUCUCGUUCAUCCCAGUCAUCAAACGGAAUAUCAAAGAGCGACAAGAAAAGCCAGAUGAUGAGAGAGUACAGUACGAGUCUCGCCUCUGGUGGCUCUUGUACACUGCUCCAUGUCUCCCGAUCGGCUUGAUUGGAUUUGCUUGGACAUCAACUGGCCCACCAAUCCACUGGAUAGGAACCAUGGUCUUCGCAGCUAUUGUUGGUAUUGCUAACUACAGCAUCUACAUGGCAACUAUCGAUUACAUGAUCUGUGCAUAUGGCCCAUACUCCGCCUCAGCAACAGGAGGAAACGGCUGGUCCAGAGAUUUCCUCGCUGGUGUCCUCACUAUCCCAGCAACACCAUUCUUCCAAAACAUCGGCAGCAAUCCCCUCGCCUACGCAUCCACAAUCCUCGCCUGUAUCUCUUUCCUCCUCGUCCUGGCAGUCUACGUUAUCUACUGGAAAGGACCUGUUCUUCGCAAACGUUCACCCUUCGCCCAACAGCUGUCCGAUGCUCGCAACGAUCAAGAGACUCUCGGCCGUCGGCUGUCCAAGAUUCCGUCUGAGAGUCAGAGAAGAGCGAGUGCUGUGAGAGCCAACUCUUAUGUUAGAUCGCAGCAGGAUCUCAGAACGAGACAUGCGUUGGGAAGUCGUCAGCAGAGUUAUGCUGGACAGGCUACGCCGAAUAGGACCCCAAAUAGGACGCCGGCUGCUAGUCGAAAGAAUAGUUUGGCUGGUCAAGGGAAGAAGACGGCUGGACACGGAGAGUUGUAGGAUGGGAAAUAUGUGCAGUAUUUUGUAGUUAUUAGCGGCAUCGUAUAUGAAAUAAUACAUCCCAACACAAGA